GGGCCCGGGAACACCCUGGAGGCAGCAGCGGCGGCUGGGCUAUGGGUGCCAGUGUGCUACCUCUGGGGCUAGGCGCCGGCGACUGCCAGAGCUCCUCGGGGCGCCGGAUGAGUGCCUGCCUCCCGCGGACGGCGCUCUCGUUUCUCUUGUCGUUGUUGCUGGCCACACCUGGCGCUCGGGCGGCUGGAUACGAGACAUGUCCCAUCGUGCAGCCGGGGAUGCUGAAUGUGCACUUGGUGGCCCACACACAUGACGACGUGGGCUGGCUCAAGACCGUGGACCAGUACUAUUGGGGCAUCCAUAACGACCUCCAGCAGGCAGGAGUGCAGUACAUCCUGGACUCCGUCAUCUCUGCCCUGUUGGCGGAGCCCACCCGCCGAUUCGUCUACGUGGAGAUGGCCUUCUUCUCCCGCUGGUGGCAUCAGCAGACAAACGAAACACAGGAAGUCGUGAGGAGGCUGGUGCGCCAGGGGCGCCUGGAGUUUGCCAACGGUGGCUGGGUGAUGAAUGAUGAGGCAGCUACCCACUAUGGUGCCAUUGUGGACCAGAUGACACUGGGGCUUCGCUUCCUGGAGGACACAUUUGGCAGUGACGGGCGCCCACGCGUGGCCUGGCAUAUUGACCCCUUUGGCCACUCCAGGGAACAGGCCUCGCUGUUUGCUCAGAUGGGCUUUGAUGGUGUCUUCUUUGGGCGCAUUGAUUAUCAAGAUAAACUGGUGCGGAAGAAGAGACGGGAGAUGGAGCUGGUGUGGAGGGCCAGUGCCAGCCUGAAGGCCCCUGCUGCCGACCUCUUCACUGGUGUGCUGCCCAACAACUAUGGCCCACCAGAAGGGCUGUGCUGGGAUGUGCUGUGUGCUGACCCGCCUGUGGUGGAUGACCCCCGAAGUCCCGAAUACAAUGCCAAGAAGCUUGUCAGCUACUUUCUGCAGCUGGCCACUGCCCAGGGUCGGUACUACCGCACCAACCACACUGUGAUGACCAUGGGUUCGGACUUCCAAUAUGAGAAUGCCAACACGUGGUUCAAGAACCUGGACAAGCUCAUCCAGCUGGUCAACAUGCAGCAGGCCAAUGGGAGCCGCGUCCACGUGCUGUACUCCACCCCUGCCUGUUACUUGUGGGAACUGAACAAAGCCAACCUCACCUGGCCUGUGAAGGAGGAUGACUUCUUCCCCUACGCCGACGGCCCCCACAUGUUCUGGACCGGCUACUUCUCCAGCAGGCCAGCGCUCAAACGCUAUGAACGCCUCAGCUACAACUUCCUGCAGGUGUGCAACCAGCUGGAGGCGCAGGUGGGCCCAGCGGCCAAUGUAGGACCCUACGGCCACGGAGAUAGCUCGCCCCUCAACCAGGCGAUGGCUGUAUUGCAACAUCACGAUGCAGUCAGCGGUACCUCGAAGCAGCACGUGGCAGACGACUACGCGCGCCAACUAGCUGCAGGCUGGGGGCCCUGCGAGGUUCUUCUGAGCAACGCGCUCGCCAAGCUCAGCGGAUCCAAGGAGACCUUUUUGUUCUGCCGGGACCUCAACAUCAGCAUCUGCCCCUUCAGCCAGACAUCUGAGCGUUUCCAGGUCCUCGUUUAUAACCCCCUGGGGAGGAAGGUGGAUCGGAUGGUGCGGCUGCCUGUCAGAAAAGGCCUUUUCCUCAUAAAGGAUCCGGGAAACAAUACAGUGCCGAGCACGGUGGUGGAACUUACCAGCUCUGGUAACCCAGAACUGCUGUUCCCAGCGUUGGUGCCUGCUCUGGGCUUCAGUGUCUACUCUGUAACCCGCGUGUCUGACCAGAACCCCCAGACCAGAUCUCAGCAUUCCAGGCCCCAGAAAUAUUCGUCCCCUGUCUUGUCCAUCAAAAAUGAGUACCUGCGGGCUUCCUUCCACCCUGACACGGGCUUGUUGAGCAUGAUCGAGGUCCUGGACCGGAAGCUCACGCUGCCCGUGAACCAGGCCUUCUUCUGGUACAACGCCAGUGUGGGAGACAAGCGGAGCAGUCAGGCCUCCGGUGCCUACAUCUUUAGACCCAGCCAACAAUGGCCGUUUCCCGUGAGCCACUUGGCCAGGACACGCCUGGUCAAGACAGCCCUGGUACAGGAGGUCCACCAGAACUUUACAGCCUGGUGCUCCCAGGUGGUUCGCCUGUACUCUGGUCAGCGUCAUCUGGAGCUUGAGUGGACAGUGGGGCCAAUACCUGUGGGGGACAAGUGGGGAAAAGAGAUCAUCAGCCGCUUCGACACACCCCUGGAAACUGGCGGAGUCUUCUUCACUGACAGCAAUGGCCGGGAGGUCCUGGAGAGGAGGCGGGAUUAUCGACCUUCCUGGAAGCUGAACCAGACCGAACCGGUGGCCGGAAACUACUACCCAGUCAACAGCCGCAUUUAUAUCACGGACGGGAAGAUGCAGCUGACAGUGCUGACAGACCGCUCCCAGGGGGGCAGCAGCAUGAGCGACGGCUCUCUGGAGCUCAUGGUUCACCGACGGCUGCUGAAAGACGAUGGCCGCGGAGUGGGGGAGGCGCUGCAAGAGCCUGGGUCCGGUGGGUGGGUGCGUGGGCGUCACCUCUUGCUCCUGGACACGGCCCGCGAGGCGGCUGCAGAACACCGGCUGCUGGCUGAGAAGGAGCUGCUGGCCCCGCAGCUGGUGCUGGCUCCAGGACAGGGCCCCUCCUACCACCAUGACCACCAUGAGGCAGUGCCGCGCAAACAGUUCUCAGGCCUGCGCAGGCAGCUGCCGCCCUCUGUGCGUCUGCUCACUCUGGCCCGAUGGGGCCCGGACACACUGUUGCUGCGUCUGGAGCACCAGUUUGCCCUAGGCGAAGAUUCCAGCCGCAACCUGAGUCUCCCUGUAACCUUGGACCUGCAGGACCUGUUCUCCACCUUCACCAUCACCCGCCUGCAGGAGACCACUCUGGCGGCCAACCAGCUCCGGGCCAGCGCCUCUAGGCUCAAGUGGACAACAGAGAUUGAUCCCAUCUCCCGCCCUGCUGUGCCCAGGCUGGACCCCUCCUCCAUCACACUGCAGCCCAUGGAAAUCCGCACCUUUGUGGCCUCAGUCCAGUGGGAAGAGAACAGCUAGGCCUACAGGAGGCCCUUUGCUCCAGAUGUGGGGCCAG
Cavia porcellus (domestic guinea pig) is the source of this 3102-nucleotide messenger RNA. RefSeq names its product mannosidase alpha class 2B member 1 (gene Man2b1). Lineage: Eukaryota; Metazoa; Chordata; Mammalia; Rodentia; Caviidae. The record is from RefSeq and is marked provisional. Gene Ontology annotation, cellular component: lysosome. Gene Ontology annotation, biological process: mannose metabolic process. Gene Ontology annotation, molecular function: carbohydrate binding; alpha-mannosidase activity.